Messenger RNA from Porites evermanni, 2081 nucleotides. Lineage: Eukaryota; Metazoa; Cnidaria; Anthozoa; Scleractinia; Poritidae. The record is from the annotation of a GenBank genome assembly.
AUGUUAGGUUCUUUCUUACUUCAGGUAAAUAAAUCUUUACAAGAUCGUCUGCGCCGAGACAGAAUCAGCAGAAGCGUGGAAGAGCUGAGAGAUUUGGUACUCGGGCCCUCAGGAGUGCACGUGAGUGAUGAUGGCUGCGCAUGCUCAAAAUGGGUGGAAUAAAAAUAAUAAAAAGAAAAUGGGGUCUUUACAUAGUUAACUAUUCAAUGUGACUUAUGGGGGUGUAAUAAAAUAAAGGGGUACGUGAUGGGUAGCAUGAAAAGCGUGAAAUAUAGGGCAAAAAAAGAAAGAUAAAAAAAAGGAAGUAAGAAACAUUCUAUGAAAUUACAUACUCAAGGAGAUUUACAAGGCAUCAAUUAGCUUGGUUUAUCAUCUGUAGUGGACCUCAUUCCGAAUCCCUAUAAACAUCGUCUCUAGUUUCUGAAUCAUCUUCACCACUAACCAUCAAUUUCCCUCGGAAGAGCAUGCCUCACUACAGAAAAUUGAAAAACAAACCAAGAAAGACUUUUAAACAAACAACCAAAGGUUACUUUGCCUGCUAAUUCAUAUUUAGCUUUUUCCAUUCGUCUUUUCUCUGAUACCAGUGACCGGCACGAUUAUUGCAUAUUAGAUCUCUACACGGUACGGAAAGGAUGAAUUCAAGGAGGUCCCCGAUCACUGCUGUUGUUAAUAUGUCCCUUGACCGUCCACCUUACUCAUGUUCAUACAAAUUAGGUUUGAUCAAUUGAGAUUACAGUCGACUCUCUCUUAAAGGACACCUCUGUAAAACGGACACCUAGAGUUGGUCCCUGCCUUUGCUUAUUCCCUUUAUUUGAUUCUUUAGAAGACGGACAUCUCUCUAAGACGGACACUUAGUGCCGGUCCCAAAGGUGUUCGUCUUGGAGAGAGUUGACUGUAUAACUUAACCCUUUAAGCCCUAAGAGUGAUCAGCGUCAAAUUUCUCCAUGUAAUAUCACUGCUUUGUAAAACACAGUGGUCAUGAGAAUUAAGGACAUGAUAACACAAGAUGAAUCUUAUUGAUACUUCAACAAAUUCUCCCCACUACUGCUAUUGAAAACGUAUAGGGAUAACAAAUGAGAAUUUGAAUUUUGAUGUUAGGGUUUAAAGGGUUAAGGAAGCCAUCGUACUGAGUUACAAAGGUGACGUCUGCAGCGCGCUAGCCCCGGAAUCAACAAUAGUACGAAUGCCGGCUUAUGCUAGAAACCCCAUGGCUCGGUUACUUCAUAAAUUGAUCGAUGAUAGUAAAGGCUUGUUCUUGUUUCACCAGGUAACGCAUUCCAAAGCGAAAAAGCCUCUAAAGAAAAUAAUUUCGUCAGAAAAGCUUACGCAGAUAUUCUCAAUAUCAAAUUGAUUCCUAAUUCCUACCUUUUUCAGGCAAAAAUAGGUAAAGAGGAUAUUCUAAAGCUCACAGUGCAGUAUAUAAGGAACGUGAGGCGAAAAGGUAAGAUUUAGCUUUUAGUGCGGCCAGUAUCAAAAAAUACUCAGUAUUAAUAAUAAUAAUAAUAAUAAUAAUAAUUGAUGAUGAUGAUGAUGAUGAUGAUGAUGAUGAUGAAAAUUGUGACAGCUUCUUGGCAUAAGCUUUGUUUAGAAAUUGGCUUCAGUAGUAAAAAUGGUUUUUCUUGAUGGGUAUCUUUCUUUUGCAUUGCCCUUUUUAUUUUCUUUAAUGAUGUCAUUUUUUUUCCAUCCUUUUAACAGAACUCAUGGGAAUUGCUACCGAAAACAAAAUAUCAGAGGAAACAGAAAACAACAGAGACACCGAUCUUAAGAAAGCAGGGAACGAAUUUAAAACAAAACAAAACGCAUUUUGGACAGAAGAGCGUAUCGAAACAGCUGAAUGCAACGCUGUAUCCACAACAGAAGGUGGAUCAGAUAAGACCAAGGCGCCUUGUCACGAGAACGUCAAUUCAUUACAAAUGUCUCCCAUUCAAACACAUGAGGGUGUAUUUCAGCCUCUCAUGCUACGAGAUACACCGAGCAUGAUUCAUCCAAACAUCAUUACUCACAAGAGGGUGCCUUUCCGAGUUAUAGACUGCAACAGUAAACAGGCGACUUGCAAACAAACGAUAUGGAGACCGUGGUGA